Molecule: messenger RNA, 663 nt
Organism: Corythoichthys intestinalis (scribbled pipefish)
Lineage: Eukaryota; Metazoa; Chordata; Actinopteri; Syngnathiformes; Syngnathidae
Gene: nedd8l
Product: NEDD8 ubiquitin like modifier, like
Exons: 4
Coding region: 136-405 (89 amino acids)
Biological process (GO): protein neddylation; regulation of proteolysis; modification-dependent protein catabolic process
Cellular component (GO): nucleus; cytoplasm
Molecular function (GO): ubiquitin protein ligase binding; protein tag activity
Source: RefSeq, a predicted model, not a curated record
GGAGGUUUAGCGUGUUACACAGGAAGUAGUCCUGAAUCAUCCCGGCGACUGAUUCAGAAGUAUCCACACCACUCAAUCUAUUAAAUCAUUACAUGUUCACAUAAUUAAAAGUUGUGUCAAAGUCCUCGUUCAAAAAUGCUGAUCAAAGUGAAGACUCUGACUGGAAAAGAAAUAGAAAUCGACAUUGAGCCCACAGAUAAGGUGGAGCGAAUUAAAGAAAGGGUAGAAGAAAAGGAAGGGAUACCCCCUCAACAACAGAGACUCAUCUACAGUGGAAAACAGAUGAAUGAUGAGAAGACGGCAGCAGACUACAAAAUCCAAGGAGGUUCAGUGCUCCAUCUGGUGUUGGCGCUAAGGGGAGGAACAGCAUACCGUACGACUGACGCACUACUCACCUCAUCGUGAAUGGCGCUCGAUGCGAAGCCAGCUGUGUGCCAAUGCUUUCGCUGUCCCCACAUCAUCUAACCACGUAACGAUAAAAACAAACCAAACUAAAUCACCCCUCCCAAACAAAAAAAAAAAAAGAAAGGAUGUUGUGUUUGCUUUGUGAAUGUUUUUGUAACCCACAUUGGCUUCGAGUUUCUUCUGUUCAGACAGGCACUCAUAGUUUUAACAAUGAUGUGGUAAUUGUUUGUGAAUAAAUGCUCAAGUUGAGUUUUGCAA